This is a messenger RNA of Cyprinus carpio (common carp), 2259 nucleotides long. Its product is annotated as FERM, ARHGEF and pleckstrin domain-containing protein 1. NCBI's taxonomy places the organism in Eukaryota, Metazoa, Chordata, Actinopteri, Cypriniformes, Cyprinidae. The transcript is spliced from 13 exons. Bases 438 to 1763 code for a protein of 441 amino acids. Gene Ontology annotation, molecular function: guanyl-nucleotide exchange factor activity. The record is from RefSeq and is a predicted model, not a curated record.
GGGUACCGUCAGAAUAAGAGUCCAAACAGCUGAUAAAAACAUCACAAUAACCCACAAGCAAUCCACACCACUCCAGUCCAUCAGUUAAUGUCUAAUUUGGCAGUACAUGACUGAUUGAUGUCAUUCAUAUAGGCUCUGUAGCUCAUUGUUAGACGGCGUUAUGGUGCUCCACUCUGCAGAUGGCAGCAUAUGAACGCAGGGCUCGCUGGCUGUAACGUCUCGUGCAUGUGUUGGUUGGCCCUGUGCUGUUCUCAGUCAGUAUAAUCCCGUCUCUCCACUGGCUGACAUGGCGACUGCGAGGACGCUCAUAUGCUCCACGACAGCCUGCAUCUGACGCGGCUUCGGGCGGCCAGCAUCACCGUCGCGCUCGCUGUAUUCGUGGACGAACGCACACUUGGACACAGUAUAUUUAUAAUCGGGGCUGAGCGAGGAAGACCAUGGUGGAACACGGCCAAACGUCGAUGGCCGGACAGAGGUUAGGGGCCCCAGAGACUCUAGGGAUCAGCACCCUGGAGCCUGGACACAAACCGCCUGCUAUGCCAGCUGGACGCCUGGUGCCCAUUAGAGUCCUGCUGCUGGAUGACUCAGAGGAGAUAUUCGACAUAUCGCAUCGAGCAUCGGGCCGGGUUCUGUUCGAGACGGUCUGCUCGCAUCUGAACCUUAUUGAGGGGGAUUACUUUGGCCUGGAGUUCCAGAGCCGUCACAGAAAGAUGGUUUGGUUGGAUUUACUAAAGCCCAUUAGAAAGCAGAUCACACGGCCCAAGCACACCGUCCUUCGGUUUGUUGUGAAAUUCUUCCCACCUGAUCAUACAGUGCUGUUGGAAGAGCUGACCAGGUACUUGUUUGCGCUGCAGGUAAGGCAGGAUCUGGCCAGUGGACGUCUCACCUGUAGCGACCCAAGCGCUGCUCUGUUGGUGUCUCAUAUCAUCCAGUCUGAGAUUGGUGAUUUUGAGGAAACUCGGUGUAGACAGCAUCUGCUUAACACCAACUACAUCCCUGACCAGAUGGCCCUGAUGGACACAAUAAUGGAGUUCCACCAUAAACACACUGGACAGUCUCCUGCAGAGUCAGAUUACCGGUUGCUGGAGGUGGCGAGCAGGUUGGAGAUGUACGGUAUCCGACUCCAUCCUGCUAAAGACAGAGAAGGAACCAAACUCAGUCUGGCUGUAGCACACGGCGGCGUCCUCGUGUUUCAGGGACACAACAGGAUCAACGACUUCAACUGGUCUAAAAUACGCAAGUUGAGUUUCAAGAGAAGGAGGUUCCUUGUCAAACUGAGAGCAGACCCUAGCCAGAAUGUUAAUCAAGAUACUCUGGAGUUUCUGAUGGCGAGUCGGGACUGCUGUAAAAUGUUUUGGAAGAUCUGUGUGGAGUAUCACGCCUUCUUCAGGCUCUUUGAGGAGCCCAGACCCAAACCUAAACCGGUGCUGUUCAGCAGGGGCUCAUCCUUCAGGUUCAGUGGACGGACACAGAAGCAGGUGAUAGAUUAUGUGAAGGAAAAUGACUUUAAAAAACUGCCCUUUAAUAGGAAACAUAGUAGGGUGCAGUAUAACAGCAGCCUGUCACCUCUGCGUCACCAAGUGCCAAAUCAAGCUGUCAAGCAGAGCUGGGAGGGUUCAUUUUUAGUAAGCUCAGAAGAUUCUGCGGUAGUAAGACCAGGUGGAAACUCCUCCCCAUCAACUCAGCGCAACGGAUCCAGCGACCAAACGUACACCAUUCAGGAGGACAGCACCAGUCGGGCAGCUAAGCAGCCCACCCGUUGAUCGAGCAGGUCUGGCGUCCCAUGCAGCUAAAGGCAGCAGCUCAUCCAUCCCGUACAUUGACUGCAGUGAUGCAGAGUUUAGCGAACAGGAAGUCAGAGGUCGGGUCAGCAGGUCACACUCGCACACACGCGAUGGCAACAGCGACAGCGCUUAUGGCACAGGGUUUGGUUCGCCCCGGCCACAUCAGCAGGACAGAUACUUUGGCAAGUUCAGGCAGAAAGAGUCUCCGCCUCUUUCUCCUGUAAGCCAAGCUGAAAGCCCCAUCCACAGCUAUCCCAGCCCAUCCUCUCCAAAUCAAAGUGCUAACAUUUUUGAGUCGUCAUUUUUUGGAGGCAGGGUACGUGGGCCACUUCAUAGCACACUAUUGGAAGAGUUGGCUGCAAAAAGCUCCUUAAACCACCACACAGGCACCAGGAGCCUGACCUCUAGCCCGGCCCCCUCCUCAGUUCACAGGACCAGCUCACUAAGCUACGCCCAGUAUAAUGGACACACCAGG